AUGGACCAUUCCAACCAGCAGCCGCAGCAGCGGGACAUGGUAUUUUGUCAUCAGUGUGAGAACGAAUGGUACAGGGAUGAGCAUGGGUUGACCUGUCCCGAGUGCCAGUCCGACUUCACCGAGAUCAUUGAGACAAACCACGAUCCGCGAGAAGACAACAAUCGUAUACCUGCGGAGCCGCCAGGCACCGUAGUGCCACAGCGACAGCAGCAUGGCGAUUUCUAUGGUGCUCCUGACCCCGACGAGGUUGAUCUUGACAACAUCGAGUGGAGGCAGACUGGGCCCGGAACAUAUCGCGGAUCCAUCAAUAGAACCAUCACUAUCGACCCCAGGCAGCUUGGUCAGCAGCAGCAGGGACAAGGUGGAUUGUUAGGUGGUAUCAUGGGUGCAUUGGGAAACGUAUUGGGUGGAGUGGUGACGCAGGGUCAACAGAACCAGAACCAGAACCAACCAGGCCAAUAUCCCGGCCAGCAGCCAGGCCAACCACAGCAAUACCGUCAACUAUUUCAGCAGCAGCCCCAACCUGGUCAGCCUUUCGACCAACGGCCUCAAUCAGCGAAUGGCGGCCAAGGAAAUCGCUCCGCAUCAGUACCACCAGGUCCUCAAGGUGGGGCCUCAGUACGACACUGGCACGGUCCAAACUUCCACAUGACGAUGAUGACAUCGUCGAACGGCAAUAUGGGCGCAGGCAAUCUGUUCCCACGAAACGCAAAUGCACCACAACCGUUCCAGCAACAACCUGAUCAGAUGGAGCAAAUGUUGGCACAGAUGUUCAUGAAUGUUGGCGGUCCAGCGGGCAUGCGUAUGGCGGGCCCAGGGCAGGCGGCAGGACCCGGCAUGUUUCCUGGAGCUGGGCAGCCUGACGUGGGUGGCAUGGGAGGUAUGGGUAUGCUCGGCAACUUGAUGCAGAUGCUCGGCAUGCCCGGUCAUGCUGGCCAGAUGGGCGACUUCGUCCUCGACCAAGCGACCAUGGACCGUGUUAUGACGCAGUUCAUGGAGCAACAUCAGUCUGGCAAUGCACCUGGCCCGGCACCAGAAGCUGCGAUCAACUCACUACCUACGCGUACGAUCGUCGAGAAGGACUUUAGUGAGAAUGGGAAAGCUGAGUGCACCAUCUGCAUGGACGAGGUAGCUCUGGGCGCGACUGUCACUGAGCUGCCUUGCCAUCACUGGUUCCAUUUCGAAUGUAUCAAGGCUUGGCUAUCCGAACACGAUACAUGCCCUCACUGCCGACAGGGCAUCAUGCCGAAAGAUGAAGCAGCCACGAACCAAGCUCGCCAACCGAACCAAGCUCCCCGCCACGACACGCACGCACCAGAAUACCGCGGUCCUGCAGAGAUGCCUGGCUCUUUCCCGCCUCAGUUUACACGACAGGGAUCCGGAAGCCAACAGAACCCAUAUGCCGUCCCCGAGAGCCCGACAAUGCAUCGUAGAUCGAGCAGUACGCCUGGUAGACCAGGGAGUAGUAGGCAAGGAAGCGCCGGUGACAGUGGCAGGCUGUUCCAGGGCAUGAGGAAUGCCUUUGGCGGUGGCGGCGGUGGCGCCGGCAAUAAUGGUAAUGCUGGAGGCCCGAGCGGCUACAGUUGA
Molecule: messenger RNA, 1587 nt
Organism: Recurvomyces mirabilis
Lineage: Eukaryota; Fungi; Ascomycota; Dothideomycetes; Mycosphaerellales; Teratosphaeriaceae
Exons: 1
Coding region: 1-1587 (528 amino acids)
Biological process (GO): protein ubiquitination
Cellular component (GO): cytoplasm
Molecular function (GO): ubiquitin protein ligase activity
Source: RefSeq, a predicted model, not a curated record